This is a messenger RNA of Lampris incognitus (smalleye Pacific opah), 1581 nucleotides long. RefSeq names its product LEM domain containing 1 (gene lemd1). NCBI's taxonomy places the organism in Eukaryota, Metazoa, Chordata, Actinopteri, Lampriformes, Lampridae. The record is from RefSeq and is a predicted model, not a curated record. Gene Ontology annotation, molecular function: DNA binding.
GUUUCUCUGGCAGCUGCAUGUGACCUCAGGCUUUCUCCACUGAAACCACCGCAAGAAACAAAUAAAGCUUUGCUCAACGGCACUCCAGGUAAAGUUACGGCAGGUUAUUUUGGAGUAAUCCGGGGAGUGACAUGCCGGUGUUCGUAGAGGACCCAACUCAAUCCAAAUCCAGACUCAAGUCGGACCUGAUCGCCCACAACGUCACUUUGCCACCUGGUGAGAGCAAAAAGGAGGUGUACGUUGAGUUGUAUCUGAAACACAUCAAUCCGAAAAGCGAGGCCGAUUUCUCCAGCGACGAAGAGGAGCCGGUGCACGAUGUCGUCGAAACGGGACAAGAGAAGGAUCCACAGAUGCCGGACCCAGGUAGACUGACUGAUGAUGAUGAUGGACUCAAGGCCACGCAUCAUCCACAGAUGCCAGACCCAAGUAGACUGACUGAUGAUGGACUCAAGGCCAUGCUUCUCAAACAUGGGGUGAAAACUGGACCCAUUGUUGACUCCACCAGAGCACUGUAUGAGAGGAGGCUUAAGAAGCUGCUUCAGUCCGACACCAAACCCACACUGAACGGUACAGGUGAUGCCGCCCUGUACUCCGACAGUGAAGAAGAGGAAGAAGAGGAGGAGGAAGAAGAAGAAGAGUCAGGUUCAGAGUUAGUGGAAGAAGAAACAGAAUCCCAAUUGGAAAAGGUCCACCAGGACAGCAACCAGCUUCCGGAAGAGCCUGAGACAGAUGUUCUUAAGGAAAUGUUUCCAGACACCACUCCCUCGCCGACUGGCAUCACUGUCACCCGUCGGAGGCCCAUCAAGGGUGCAGCAGGGCGACCUAUCCAGUGCAAGUACCCAGACAUCCCAGCAAGUCCCCUGACACUGGAGAGACAGCAGGUGGAGCGCCGCCUUGCCCCCAUCAAGAUUCAGAUUUUGAUGUUCCUCAUCGUGGCUUGUCUCCUCUUCCUCAUCUACACAUACAUGGAGUAAACUCAUUCAAAUCUCUUUUUGUGGGCACUUUGGACAAUCUGAGCCUGAGUGCACACAGUGAGGAGGAGCCGUUGCUCCCUUGACAAGAAUAGUCCUCCGGUUCACCUCAAUCCUCCAUGUCGUUUUACGAAGUGAGGUUGUUGGAAGUUAAAUUUGUUCAUUCUUCUGUGCGUCUCUGCUGCUGUUACAACUUUUCACUAAGCAAACCAGGAUGAGCUUGUUUUUGGAUGUGUUUUGGGGGGAGGGGGAACCCUACUUGUGUAUUUUAACACUUGACUGUGUCUUUGAGGGAGAAAAUAUGUAUUUAUUUAGAAUUGUGCAUUUGUUUCUGAAGCAGGGGACAGACGGUAAGGAGAGACAAUCAGUGGUGCAGAUAUACAGUUAAUCCUCAAAGAUAUCAUAUACUUUAACAUACACAAUUUUUGAAAGUCAGUAUUUAUAUGAAAAGUGGGAUGUUUUUCUAGUUUCCUAACCACAUUGUUUUGAUGUGGUGAUGCCAUUUCAACAGACUAGGGAAUUUUUUUGGUAUAUUUUUCUAUGUUUUCGGUGUAUUUAAAUGGGUAUUUAUGUAAUAUUUCUGUUUAGGACCAUGUUUCAAUAAAGGAUG